Molecule: messenger RNA, 1696 nt
Organism: Aphidius gifuensis
Lineage: Eukaryota; Metazoa; Arthropoda; Insecta; Hymenoptera; Braconidae
Product: carnosine N-methyltransferase
Exons: 7
Coding region: 257-1444 (395 amino acids)
Molecular function (GO): S-adenosylmethionine-dependent methyltransferase activity
Source: RefSeq, a predicted model, not a curated record
ACUUCAACAAGAGCAUCUGAGCAUGGACCAUGAACAACAAGAGCAGUCAAACAAGAUCAUCUUGGCACGUGUAUUGUUAUUCAGUUAUUAAUUUACCAUAACGAAAUACACAAUCUUUUGACAAGAUUAAAAUAAUUUUGUACUAGAAAAUCGUACUAAUAGAAUUUAAAAAAAAAUCUAAACAACAUUCAAGAAAAUUAAAUAAAGUACUAGUUGUUUGUUUUUUUCUUGUUUUCUACCAAAAAAUAAAAUAACAAUGGAUUAUAUGGGUCAUGUUUAUCAAAAUAAAAAUAAAAUGGCAGAUACCUACGAAGAUGAAGAAGAGAGAAAACAUUCUCAAAGAAUUGUAUCUGCUUUUAAAUAUUACAAACCACAUUCUCUACAAAGAUUAAAAAAGACUGAGAGUUAUUUGUUAACUCUGCCUUCUCAUCAUCUUAAAUUGCUGAAAAAAUAUCGACAACAUCUACAGAAUAUAAGACUGUGUAUUGAAAACAAUGAUGCAAUAAUAAAACUGAUAAUAAAAGAUGUUUCACAUAUUUUUGAAAAUGUCAAUCCAGCUUGUUCAAAUAACGACAGUACAUUGAGUCCACGACCAGUAUUGGCUGAUCAAGAAAAAGUUCAAGCAACAAUCAAACAACUUGUAAGAGAUUGGAGUAUUGAAGGUGCUGCUGAACGACAAACUUGUUAUCAACCUAUUAUUGAUGAAAUAAUUGAACAAUUUUCACCAGAUUCAUGUGAUUCAAGUGAUGUUCAAAUACUUGUUCCUGGUGCUGGACUUGGACGAUUGGCUUAUGAAAUUGCUAAACGUGGAUACACAUGUCAAGGCAAUGAAUUUUCUUUGUUUAUGCUUUUUGCAUCACAUUUUGUUUUAAACAAAUGCAGAGGUAUAAAUACAUAUCAAGUUCAUCCAUGGGUUCAUCAAUAUAUGAACAAUUUAUUAGCUGUUCAUCAAACACAAGCUGUUUACUUUCCAGAUGUUAAUCCAAGUGAUUUACCUGAAGAUGCACAAUUUUCAAUGACUGCUGGUGAUUUUUUAGAGGUUUAUACAUCAAAUAAUUGUUGGGAUUGUGUUGCAACAUGUUUUUUUAUUGACUGUGCAAAUAAUGUUGUUCAAUUUAUUGAAACAAUAUAUAAUAUUCUUAAACCUGGUGGAAUUUGGAUUAAUCUUGGUCCAUUGUUGUAUCACUUUAGUGAUAUGCCAACAGAAGAUUCAAUAGAGCCAAGUUAUGAAGUUAUUCGUGAAGUCAUUCAAGGAUUUGGCUUUAAAAUUGAGAAAGAAGAGACGAGAGUUCAAACACGAUAUGCACAAAAUGUUAAUAGUAUGCUUCAGUGUGAAUACAACAGUGUUUAUUUUGUCUGCAGAAAAUUAAAUCAAGAACUGAUUAACGAGCAUCGACAUGGCAAUGAAAAUAAUAAUGGAACAAAAGAAAGAGAUAAUAAUUAACUAUGACAAAAUGUAUUUAAAAAUUAUUAUCAUAUAGCUAUACAAAUCAAACAUAUGACUGUAAUUGAAUUUAAAAAAGAAAAAAAAAAACACUAACAAAUAUUCAAUAGCAUUAAUAGAGUGAUAAUUUACAAAGUAAAUUUAAAAAAAUUCUUCAGCAUCUAUUGAAUUAUUUGUUUUCUGUUUUUUUUUUAUUUGUACCAUUAUUAUUUUGAAUAAUAAAUACCUAUGUUUCUAUUUUUGUUUGACAAA